Messenger RNA from Ostreococcus lucimarinus CCE9901, 417 nucleotides. RefSeq lists its product with no specific name. Lineage: Eukaryota; Viridiplantae; Chlorophyta; Mamiellophyceae; Mamiellales; Bathycoccaceae. Gene Ontology annotation, molecular function: hydrolase activity. The transcript has a single exon. The record is from RefSeq and is a predicted model, not a curated record. Gene Ontology annotation, cellular component: cytoplasm. The coding region runs from base 1 to 417 and encodes 138 amino acids.
AUGGCGACGCCGCACGACGAAGUGCUCGCGGCGCAAGAGGCGCAUUUACGCGGCCUGGACGACGCGGAUGAGCGCACGAUCUUCGAUAAGAUUGUCGCGAAAGAGAUCCCGGCGACGAUAUUGUACGAAGACGCGCUGGCGAUGGCGUUUCGAGACGUGAACCCGCAGGCGAAGACGCACUUUUUGGUCAUUCCGAAGAUUCGCGCCGGGUUGACGCGCCUGAGCAAGGCUACGGAGGAACACAAGACGCUCUUAGGGCACUUGAUGUACACCGCGAGCGUGGUGGCGAAGCAAGAAAACCUCGAUGCGGGAUACCGGUGCGUGAUAAACGAUGGCGUGGAGGGAUGUCAAAGCGUGUAUCACUUGCACGUCCACGUCAUCGGAGGGCAACAACUUUCGUGGCCUCCUGGCGUGUAG